Rubroshorea leprosula is the source of this 1131-nucleotide messenger RNA. The record is from the annotation of a GenBank genome assembly. NCBI's taxonomy places the organism in Eukaryota, Viridiplantae, Streptophyta, Magnoliopsida, Malvales, Dipterocarpaceae.
GAAAGUGUGAGAGAGAGUUUGAAAAAACAGAGCCACAUAUAUUGUUUCCCAUUUCCCAUAGCUUCUUCUUCUCCAGUGUAUUUGCUACUUCCAGAAUCAUCAAAGAAAUGGGUCAAGAGAACAAGGGGGAGGAAAAGAAAGGAGAAGAGAAAAAAGAAGAGAAGAAGGAAGAAGAGUCUCCAGAGAUUGUCCUUAAGGUCGAUAUGCAUUGUGAAGCUUGUGCUAGACGAGUUGCUAGAGCCCUCAAAGGAUUUGAAGGAGUAGAGGAAGUAGCCACAGAUAGCAAGACCAGUAAGGUGGUGGUAAAAGGAAAGGCAGCAGACCCCAUGAAGGUGUGUGAAAGGUUACAGAAGAAGAGUGGCAGAAAAUUAGUUGAGCUGAUAUCACCAUUGCCAAAACCACCAGAUGAGAAGAAGGAAGAAAACAAAGAACAGAAAGAAGAGAAAAAGGAAGAGCCUCCUGCUGUUGUAACGGUAGUGUUGAAGGUUUGGAUGCAUUGUGAAGCUUGUGCACAAGUUCUAAAAAAGCGAAUUCGAAAGAUUCAAGGUGUAGAAUCUGUGGAAACAAACCUGGCUAAUGAUCAAGUAACAGUGAAAGGCAUCAUAGAGCCUGCAAAGCUGGUAGAUUAUGUCUACAAAAGAACCAGAAAGCAAGCAUCCAUUGUCAAGGAUGAAGCAAAGAAGCAAGAUGAGAACAAAGAUGAUAACAAGAAAGAGAAAGCAGAGAAGAAAGAUGGCGAAGAAGGCAAGGGCAAAGAUGAUGCCACAGCUGAUAUGAUCAAACGGAGUGAAUAUUGGCCAGCAAAGUUCUAUUCUGAGUUUUAUGCAUAUCCUCCUCAAAUUUUCAGUGAUGAGAAUCCACAUGCUUGCUCUGUCAUGUAACCAGCAUUAAACUGUAGUAGUGUAUUCUAGUCAGCUGCAAUUUUCCUUGUAGUGAUGAAGGAGAAUAAUUAAGAUCCUGUCAAGAAGAAAGUUGAGUGUUUGCAUGGCAUCCCUAAUAUCCUAUUUAAUCACAGCUCGUGUUUCUUGUGACUAGUGAGCUUGAGUACUUAAGACAUAUCAAUACAUGCAUGUUGAAUUGACCUCAUCUAUAGUUUUUCAUCCUUUGUUACAGGAUUAAGAGAUGUGAAUG